CCAGACGCCAAGCACCAGGGUCCCCAUGGAGCGAUUCGGGUGGACGACCUCUGUGAGGAACCAAACGACAAGCAGGAACCAGGCCGAGGCAGGCAACUGCUCUGGACGAGAACCUCCCACGCCAUGGUUGCGAGACGACCAGGGACUGGUCGCCACCGAGGCUUGGUCAGGAGGCAGCUGUGGAUUGGUCACCAACGAGGCCAGGUCCACCAUCGCCAUCGCCACCUGGACAGCAACGUGAGAAGGUGGCGACACCAUCGCCAUCUCCUGGACAGCAACGUGAUAAGGCGGCGACACCAUCGCCACCUCCUGGACAGCAACGUGAGAAGGCGGCGACACCAUCGCCAUCGCCACCUCCUGGACAGCAACGCGAGAAGGCGGCGACACCAUCGCCACCUCCUGGACAGCAACGUGAGGCGGCUGGGGAACUGUCGCCACCUCCUGGACAGGAACGUGAGAAGGCGGAGGCAGCAUCACCAACUCCACCUCCUCCUGGGCGGGAACGUGAGGCGGCUGGGGAACCGUUGCCACCUCCUGGACAGGAACGUGAGAAGGCAGUGUCAGUGUCACCGUCGCCACCUCCUGGACGGGAACGUAUGGGCGUGCCCGUCGCCGACAGACCAGGAACGGAGAGCGACCACGGGCCCGUCGCCGACAGAGCAGGAAUGGAGAGCGACCACGGGGCGGUCGCCACUGGUACUCCAGAGCACGGACAGGAAGCGGCUGAGGAGACGUUGCCACCUCCUGGACAGCAACGUGAGGCGGCAUCGGAGAGAGAGCUGGAGCCUAUCCCAGCUAACUUCGGUCUGUGGCAGAUUUCACCCCGGGCUGGUCGGCAGCAGAUUACACCCUGGGCUGGUUGGCGGCCAGUCGCGGUGCAGAUGUCGACACCAUCAUCGAGCGGGAGUUGAUCCCACGCUGCCUGCAUGCAUAACGGCCCUCUGAGGGAAACCCGAACUACAAUGUGGCUCGAAAUAGAAAUUAGUUUGACACCCCUGCACUACACCAUCAGAUUGAAAAAAAGAACUAAGUUACUAUGCUUUAAAAACUUUAUUAUUGCCAUUUGUCUAUUCAUCCAAUGUCUGUUUAUGAAUUAACAUCUACUGUACGUGCAGUAUUACCCAAACACUUGCAUAGACUGAGGAAGAGCUGAAUGACAUGGACAAAAUAGCAGAAAGAAAUGCUUUGCUCUGCUCCAAUUCAGUUACUGUUCCUGCCUGCAAUGAAGAAAUGUUUUGCUCUGCUCCAUCUCAGUAACUGUUUCUGCCUGCAAUGAAGUAUGCUUUGCUCUGUCUGCAAUGAAGACUGCUUUGCUCUGCUCUAGAAAACGUGGUCGCAAAUGUAGGAUAAACAGAGGGUAA
Molecule: messenger RNA, 1361 nt
Organism: Syngnathoides biaculeatus (alligator pipefish)
Lineage: Eukaryota; Metazoa; Chordata; Actinopteri; Syngnathiformes; Syngnathidae
Exons: 2
Coding region: 124-945 (273 amino acids)
Source: RefSeq, a predicted model, not a curated record